AUGAUUUUUUCAAUAGUCGGAGCUAUCUUCCUUUAUUUAUUUUUAUUUUUUAUCUCCAAAUACUUCACCAAUACCAACAAUAACCCACCAUCAUCACAACAACAACCACAAUCAUCACAACAACAGCCACAAUCAUCCCCACAAUCACCACAAUCAUCCCCACAAUCCCCACAAUCACCACAACCACCACAACCAACACAACCAACACAACCAGAACGUACUGCAUCAAUCCCUAACUAUAGAAAACUAUUUCAAGAUAUGGAUGCAUACGAAAAACAACAACAACAAGAUGAACAAUCAGAGCCACAACCACAACAACCAUAUUCUCAUUCAACCGCACAAUCAACCAGUUAUCCAAAUUUAAAUGAAACCCACUCACGCUAUACUACUGGUAGUGUUCCAUCAACCAAUCAACCACAACAACCACAACAACCACAACAACCACAACAAAUCAACCAAAAAUCACAACCAAACAACUAUCCUAAUUAUAAUAGAGCCCAAUCACGUUAUACUACAGGUAGUGUUCCAUCAACCAGUCAAAAACAAAACCCACAACCACACUCAAAUCCAAACCCACACUCAUAUCCAAACCAAAACCCAACCCCAAACCCAGCCCCAACCCCAAGCACAAACCCAAACCCAAACCCACAACAUAAACCAUCAAGUGCACAUUCUGUUAGCUACCCAACAUUUAAUAGAGAACAAUCACGUUAUAAUGUUGCUGGUAAUUCUAGAUCCACCAAUUCACCACAACAAUGCCCACAACAACCACAACAACCAUUUAAACCAUCAAGGGCAGAAUCGAAUUACCCAGCAUUUAAUAGUGCACACUCACGUUUCAAUACUACAGACGGACCAACAACAGCAAAUACUCCAACAACUAACCAACAACAAAGGGCACACAAAUCAUCAGAUUACCCAUCAAUCAAUAGAGAACAAUCUCGUUAUAAGUGUGCAAGUACACCAUCAUCAAAUACUCCAACUUUCAACUCUGCAAAUAAUGAAAAAUUAAAUAAGGAAAAAGCAGAAAAAGAACGUAUUGAAAUAUUGGAAAAAGAAAAGAUGGAAAAAGAAAAUUUGGAAAAGGAAAGAAAAGAAAGAGUCCGUGAAGAAAAAGAGACAUUAGAGAAAGAAAGAUUAGAAAAUCAAAGAUUAGAAAAAGAAAAAAAAGAAAGGGAGCGUUUAGAAAAAGAAGAGUUUAGCGAAUGCUGUAUUUGCUAUAUCAAAUUAGACUCAAACAAUACCACCUCGAUAGAUUGCUCCCAUAAAUUUUGCUAUGGAUGCAUCAGUGAAUGGUCCAAAUUAGAAGAAACUUGCCCAUUGUGCAGAAAAAUUUAUUUUUAUUUUCAUAGAGAGGGUCGUAUUCCAAGAGAAGUCGUAUUAGAUUUAAUACUUCAAAAAUAUAGUUCAGAAAAUAAUUCUCAAAAUAAUUCCGAAGAUGAGUCCAAAGUUAAGUCCCAAGAUGAGUCUGAAUAUGAAUACGAAGAUAAUUACGAUGAUCAUUCCGUUUAUGAAUCAGAUUUCGACUCAGAUGAUCAUAUCAAUAAUGAUUUCGUUUCAGAUGAUCAUAUCAAUAAUGAUUUCUCUUCUGGCAAUAAUGAAGAAUUAGGUGACCCAAUGGAUCUCGAUUAA
Molecule: messenger RNA, 1632 nt
Organism: Dictyostelium purpureum
Lineage: Eukaryota; Evosea; Eumycetozoa; Dictyosteliales; Dictyosteliaceae
Exons: 2
Coding region: 1-1632 (543 amino acids)
Source: RefSeq, a predicted model, not a curated record